Silurus meridionalis is the source of this 2807-nucleotide messenger RNA. Its product is annotated as LIM domain-containing protein 1-like. Lineage: Eukaryota; Metazoa; Chordata; Actinopteri; Siluriformes; Siluridae. The coding region runs from base 547 to 2244 and encodes 565 amino acids. Gene Ontology annotation, molecular function: transcription corepressor activity. Gene Ontology annotation, biological process: regulation of DNA-templated transcription; positive regulation of miRNA-mediated gene silencing; negative regulation of hippo signaling. The record is from RefSeq and is a predicted model, not a curated record. The transcript is spliced from 8 exons. Gene Ontology annotation, cellular component: transcription regulator complex; nucleus; adherens junction.
UUUUGGUUACAUGCUGUAUAAAAAGUUGUGAAGCUCUUCAGUGCUCCUAUAUGAUCUCCUGCACUAGGAGCAGUGUAAUGUGGUGCAGUAUCAUCAGAUGAGAUUAUAAUUGGGUUUCAGUCUCACAGGAGUCUGCAGUGAGAUUCUCGGAGUGUGUUCGAGGUCUGAUCUGAUCUCACACACUUGGCUGUAGUUAAAGGCGGACAGCAUCCUGUCUGUGUGCUGCAGUUCAGAUGAGCAGAAGGAGCGAUCACACUCACACUGAACUUCUCUCCUCUCACACUCAGCUUCUAAUUCACUGGACCGCUUCAAUUUUUCACUUUUAUUUAUGGAUUAUUGUUCUCGUUAUAUUUGCGUGAAUAUAACCAGCGAUUUCUUCUUGAAAGUACAGUUGGUCUUCAUGCUUUGGUGAGUUUGGAUGCGCUUUUUUGAACUUUGCACCAUGGAAAAAGUGAGAGUUUUGGAGUGAAUUCAUCGUUCAGAAGUCUAUUUUUAGGAGUUGGAUUUGUAUAUUUCUAUAAGUUGUACAUAUACAUAUAAGUAGACAUGGAUAAAUACGAGGAUUUGGGGCUCGAAGCGAGCAAAUUCAUCGAGGAUUUGAACAUGUACGAGGCGUCCAGGGACGGACUGUUCCGCAUGAAGAGGGACGCAGGAAACAACCCGGACUUUGAGGAAACAAGGAGAGUGUUCGCCUCCAAAAUGACCAAGAUUCACAUGCAGAAGCAUCAAGAAGAGAUGGAGAGAAACAACCUGGCUGAAAGGCUCAACGGUGGCACUUUAUACACUAAAGACAGACCACCUAUUAGUAGCGCCAGGCAUGAAGCUGCAUCUAAGCCUCCUCUUCUCUCAGGACCGAGUACGUUUCAUGAAGGACAGAAACAUCAUCCAGCGAGCCCACAGGAUGCCAAGGUUUUCACCUAUGGAAGCCAUCAUGACCGUAAAGACCUCACACAGUCAUGCCAUGAUCCAGCUUUUGAUACUGGAAACACUUAUCUUCAAAUUAUGCCUUCUUCUCCAAGUCCUUCAGGCACCUGGUCAUCUAAGAGCAAUUCUCAAAUCCAGGCAUCAUCACCCACUCUUGGCCUGAGUUCCAGCACGCCAGGAGCUAACAUGAACCAUGGAGCAACUUCUCCACUUCGACAGAACUCACCCUGCCAAACUUUAUCACCCGCGGUGAAGCCUGAUUGGGUUCCAUCGUCACCCACAGGUGCUCAUGGAGAACCAGAUUCUAACCACAAGUCUUCUCCAUAUGUUAGCCCUGCUUAUCAUUCCGAACCCAUCAUCCCUCAGAUUCCUUAUGGAGACCCGCGCCAUAAUGGGGUUUCUCAAAACACUGGGGCGUAUGCUGCGGCCCAGCUGUCACCGCUCGCACAAAGCCAACCAGAAGCACAUCAGUCUAAAGGACAAGUGCAGUACCCCACUCGAGGACAUAGCAGUCCCACUGAUCGAGACAAUGUAUCGAGCGCGAUUGCAGAGCCGGCUAAAAGUGAUGCCCACAGCCCCCCUCAGGCACUCAAGCUGCCAUGCCACACUCUCCAUAUACAGCCCGAGCCUGGGCCGUCUGCAGCUGAAAUAAAAUUAGAAGCUCUGACUGAACGCCUGGAAAAAGAGAUGGAUACCCAGCCUAAGGCUGACUACUUUGGCAGUUGUGUGAAAUGCAAUAAGGCUGUUUAUGGAGCCAGUCAGGCAUGCCAGGCUAUGGGUAGCCUUUACCACGACAGCUGUUUCACAUGCAGUGCAUGCAGUCGGAAGCUGAGGGGGAAAGCAUUUUACUAUGUCUCCGGGAAGGUGUUUUGUGAAGAGGAUUUUCUUUACUCUGGCUUUCAACAGUCAGCUGACAAAUGUAAUGUAUGUGGCCACCUGAUCAUGGACAUGAUCCUGCAGGCCCUGGGCAAGUCCUAUCAUCCCGGCUGCUUUCGCUGUGUCAUCUGUAACGAGAGCCUGGAUGGAGUGCCCUUUACUGUGGACACUGAGAACAAGAUCUACUGUGUGAAAGACUACCACAGGGUUCUUGCUCCUAAAUGUGCAGCAUGCAAUCAGCCAAUCCUGCCCCCUGAAGGUUCUGAUGAAACCAUUCGAGUGGUGUCUAUGGAUAAAGACUAUCAUGUAGAAUGCUACCACUGUGAGGACUGUAAGAUGGAGCUAAAUGAUGAAGAAGGGCAUCGUUGUUAUCCACUUGAUGGUCGCCUGUUGUGCCACGCAUGCCACCUCAAACACAUCGAGUCAAGCUGCCCGUCUGUGUGAUGAAAAGGAGAAUCAGUGGUGGAAAUCUGCUGCCCCCUGUGGCUGUCAGGAAAAUUACACCAAACCUUCACUUUUGACUUCAGAUCACUGCAGUUGUUGGAUUAUUGAAUAAACAUCACUUUACUUCCGUGUCACAUCUCUCUCUCUCUCUCUCUCUCUCUCUCUCUCUCUCUCUCUCUCUUUUUAUUUUAUUUUACUGUUUUAAAGAGCUGUCUCUAAAUAGUCUGAUUGAUUUCAGUAUUAUUCUUUUUUUUCUAAUUCAGUCCCUUGACUAAAUUGUUUGUUUUUUUACCUACUUUAAUUAGAUAGUCUAGAGAAAAAUAAUUUAUGGUAUGAAAGUGUGACAGAGUGACCAUGAACUUAUUGUGCAUUGAUUUUUUUUUUCAUGUACAUGUCUGUUAUUUAUCUUUACACUCUUGUUGCACAACAUCAGCUUAUGACAGUAAUGUCACACACGUUUGUGUUUAAGACAAUGCCAAAUUAAAUGCGUUAUUUCUUAUUCAAGUAUUUCAUUGUUGUGCCAUUUUAUAAUUAAUAAAAUAUCUUCAAUUUUUUUGUUAUUA